Hipposideros armiger (great roundleaf bat) is the source of this 480-nucleotide messenger RNA. It is a transcript of the gene CHCHD2, whose product is annotated as coiled-coil-helix-coiled-coil-helix domain containing 2. The coding region runs from base 112 to 465 and encodes 117 amino acids. The transcript has 2 exons. Gene Ontology annotation, molecular function: sequence-specific DNA binding. The record is from RefSeq and is a predicted model, not a curated record. Gene Ontology annotation, cellular component: mitochondrion; nucleus. NCBI's taxonomy places the organism in Eukaryota, Metazoa, Chordata, Mammalia, Chiroptera, Hipposideridae. Gene Ontology annotation, biological process: mitochondrion organization; positive regulation of transcription by RNA polymerase II.
GCGCGCGGAGGCCUGCCCCGCCCCCUGUCUUCCGCUCUCCUGUUCAGCAGAAGCUGCUGGGUUCUCCACCGAAUCUCUACCUUGUGGAUUUGGAGCCAUCGUCCAGUUGCGAUGCCGCGUGGAAGCCGAAGCCGGACCUCCCGCAUGGCCCCUCCGGCCAGCCGGGCACCUCAGAUGAGACCUGUGCCCAGGCCAGGACCAGCAACUCAGCCGCCAGCAGCAGCUCCACCAUCUGCUGUUGGCUCACCUGCUCCGGCACCCCGGCAGCCAGGUCUGAUGGCCCAGAUGGCAACCACUGCGGCUGGUGUGGCUGUGGGCUCUGCUGUUGGCCACACAUUAAGUCAUGCCAUCACUGGGGGCUUCAGUGGAGGAAGUAAUGCUGAGCCUGCAAGGCCUGACAUCACUUACCAGGUAAGAUUUUGGGCAGCGUUUCCCUUCAGUGGUGUAUUUUAUGAGAAAACCUAGUUAUUUGUAAGCCCC